AUGUCAUCGAAUAACGUGUCUGGUGCGAAUGGCCUGUCAUCAGAUCAGGUUAACAAUAUUCUGCUAGGUAUUGAGCACAUCGACGAACUCAUAUGUGCUAAUUUGCGGAUAGUGUACGAUCCUGAAGACGAGAUAGACGAGUAUAAUUUGGUACCACAAAUCUUGGAAGUUGCCAAUACACAAGAGCAAUAUGUUGCUGGUGGAGUGAAGCAACGUAAAAUAAUUAUAAAGGACGCAAACAUAAACGAGGUUAUAAAAAUUUUUGAGAAAGAUUUUGACACUUUUAAUUAUCGGAAAAAUAGUUCAGGAGACGUUGAAAUAUUGUUCGAUUCUCAAGAAGAUGCUAACAAAUGUAUGAGAAUUGGGGUAGGAAAUCUCGAACUUUCAAGACCUAUCAAUUAUUUCAUAACCACAGACUCCGAAUUUACGGUCAAAGACUUGAAUGAAAAAUUGCUCUUGGGCCCGCUAAAAAUAGAAGAUAAGAAACUGAAAGCGGCGUUGAAUGAGAUAAGUGAGCUGAGCACGUUUCGAAAAUGCUAUGACUUUGUUGGUAACACACCAACCGAUUACUUUGUCUUCUCUUUUGGAAAUAAAAAUGUUGCGGAACAUUUAUGUAAAUUUUUGUCUUUCGUGAAUGUCACCGGGAGGACGUUGAUUGCGUGUUUGUUCUACGAUCAAGUCAAUGUUAUAAAUCUGAAUGAUAUAUUCAACGACAGGUUUGUUAUAGGUGGCCAUGUGCUUACGGCGAAAAUCGAGACCAGGAUAGUUCAGGUCUUGAACAUGUUUUUGCCAGGUGAAAUAUCGCACUUUGACAGGAUUGAUGAAAUGAAAAAAAUGAUAAUUCAAGAAGCAGAAACCGAAGAUAUUGUAAAUAUCUGUGUGCCACUGUCUCUGUAUUCUAAAAACAGAUUAUAUUGUCCCUAUGAAGGUCGCGUUUACGUUGAAUGCAAGGAUAAGGUCUCCGCUCGCAGUGUAUUUUGUAGACUUGGUGGCCUAAUUUUCAAUGGGAGGGUUGUUAUUACUUCAUUUUUUCCUGAGCUGCAUUACCAAGCUCGUGAAUUUAUGUGACAUUAAGGACUAAAACUGCGAAUUCGAGAUCCAGGAACGCUACCUCGAUCAAUAAAUAA
Vavraia culicis subsp. floridensis is the source of this 1127-nucleotide messenger RNA. RefSeq lists its product as uncharacterized. Bases 1 to 1068 code for a protein of 355 amino acids. Lineage: Eukaryota; Fungi; Microsporidia; Pleistophoridae. The record is from RefSeq and is a predicted model, not a curated record. The transcript has a single exon.